Molecule: messenger RNA, 3038 nt
Organism: Quercus robur (English oak)
Lineage: Eukaryota; Viridiplantae; Streptophyta; Magnoliopsida; Fagales; Fagaceae
Exons: 8
Coding region: 218-2704 (828 amino acids)
Biological process (GO): mRNA splicing, via spliceosome
Cellular component (GO): catalytic step 2 spliceosome
Molecular function (GO): RNA binding; protein binding
Source: RefSeq, a predicted model, not a curated record
UAACAAAUAAUAUUUAUAAUUUUAUACCUGAUUCCUGAGGUGAGGUGAGCAGUUGAGACUUGAGAGAGGCUGAGGCGGAGAGCAGAGAAUCAGAGAGAGGCUGAGGACAGACUGAACAGUGGAGACUGGAGACUAGAGAGAGGCGGAGAGCAGAGACUAGAGAGAAAGAGAUAUAGGCUUGUGAUAAUUAGUGUGUGUGUGUGUGUGUGAGAUUGGUAUGGCUAGGAAGUACAGUAGUGAGUCGAGUGGGCGAGACGAGAGCGAAUCAUCUGAUUAUGAGAGAAGAAAUAGAAGUAAACGAGAUAGGGAAUCAGAUAGAAGAAGUGGAAAACGGAAUGAGAGACGCGAUGAGCGUGUUGAUGAUGAUGGUGAUGAUAAGGAUAGGGAAAGAGUGAAUGAGAGGGAUGUUAGGGAUAGAGAUGGGAGGAGUGGACAGCGUAUUGAACGUGUAGAGAGGAAGGAGAGUUCGGAGGAAGAAGAUGGUGAGUUGGUAGAGAGGGAUGUGGGGAGGCGAGAAGGAGAGAGAAGUCGUAGAUAUGAUGAAGAUGAUAGGCGAGAAAGGGAGAGAAGUCGUAGAUAUGAUGAAGAUGAUAGGCGAGAAAGGGAGAGGGCCCGUCGGUAUGAGAGUGAGCAUAGACGGAGGGAGAGUGAGGAUGGUGGUAGAAGAAGGGAUCGACGUGAGCGGCAUGAUUCAGAGGAGAAUGGUGAUGAGAGGGAAGGGCGUAGAAAAUCAGAGCGACGAAAUGAUAGGACUGAUGAUUAUAAGCAUAGGAGGCAUAGAAGGGAGGAUGGUGAUAGAGAUGAUAAGUAUAGGAGAGAUAAGGAGGAGGUGAAUGAACGAGAAAAGGGUAAUUGGGGUUUUAGGGAGAGAGAGGAUAGAGAUGACAAGGGGUUUGAAGAUUCAAAACCUCAGAGACAGCCGAGAGUGCAAGAAGUUGAUUUAAAUGCUGAUAAUUCGAAGUUGGGCAAGAGUGGAGGAGUUUACAUUCCUCCGUUUAAGUUGGCUCGGAUGAUGAAAGAGGUUCAAGAUAAAAGCAGUGUUGAAUAUCAGCGGCUGACAUGGGAUGCCCUUCGGAAGAGUAUAAAUGGGCUUGUGAACAAGGUUAAUGCUGCCAAUGUAAAGAAUAUUAUUCCAGAACUCUUCUCGGAGAAUUUGAUACGGGGAAGAGGGCUAUUUUGCCGGUCCUGUAUGAAAUCUCAGAUGGCAUCCCCAGGUUUUACAGAUGUGUUUGCAGCACUGGUUGCUGUAGUCAACACUAAGUUUCCUGAGGUGGGCGAGCUUCUUUUGAGAAGGAUUGUUUUGCAGCUUAAGAGAGCAUAUAAACGGAACGACAAGCCUCAAUUACUAGCUGCUGUUAAGUUUAUUGCACAUUUAGUGAACCAACUAGUGGCUCAUGAGAUCAUAGCCUUGGAGCUGCUUACUGUGCUGCUUGAGAAUCCAACCGAUUCAAGUGUUGAGGUUGCUGUUGGCUUUGUCACAGAGUGUGGAUCACUUUUGCAAGAUCUCUCACCUAAAGGCUUGCAUGGAAUAUUUGAGCGUUUCCGUGGGAUUCUUCAUGAAGGUGAAAUAGACAAAAGGGUUCAAUUUCUGAUAGAAGGGCUAUUUGCGAUAAGAAAAGCCAAGUUUCAGGGGUACCCAGCUGUUCGUCCAGAUCUGGACCUUGUAGAGCAGGAAGAUCAGAUAACCCAUGAGAUCUCUCUCCAAGAGGAAAUAGAUCCAGAGAUUACCCUUGAUAUAUUCAAGCCAGAUCCUAAUUUCCUUGAGAAUGAGAAGCGUUAUGAGGAGUUGAAGAAAACCAUUUUGGGUGAUGAGUCUGAGGAUGAAGAAGGUUCAGAUGCAGCUUCAGAUGAUGAUGAGGAUGAUGAUGAGGAUGAGGAUGAUGAUGAGGAAGAGGAUGAGGAGCAGAUGAAAAUAAGGGAUGAAACAGAGACAAAUCUUGUAAAUCUUCGGAGGACAAUCUAUCUAACAAUUAUGUCCAGUGUAGAUUUUGAGGAGGCAGGUCAUAAGCUCCUGAAAAUUAAACUAGAGCCAGGUCAAGAGAUGGAGUUGAACAUUAUGCUCUUGGAAUGCUGUAGUCAGGAGAGAACUUACCUCCGGUAUUAUGGUCUUUUGGGGCAGCGAUUCUGCAUGAUCAACAAAGUUUAUCAGGAAAAUUUUGACAAAUGCUUUGUCCAACAAUAUUCCAUGAUUCACCGGCUUGAAACAAAUAAGUUGCGUAAUGUGGCGAAGUUUUUUGCGCAUUUACUCGGCACAGAUGCUUUGCCUUGGCAUGUUUUAGCCUAUAUUCGCCUAACAGAGGAGGACACCACUUCUUCUUCUCGUAUAUUUAUUAAGAUUCUAUUCCAGGAAUUGUCAGAGCAUCUGGGCAUCCGUCUGCUGAAUGAGCGUCUUAACGAUCCCACAAUGCAGGAUUCCUUUGAAUCUAUCUUCCCAAGGGAUAAUCCCAAGAACACACGGUUUUCAAUUAAUUUCUUCACAUCCAUUGGACUUGGUGGCAUCACUGAAAACCUACGUGAAUACUUGAAGAAUAUGCCACGCCUUAUUAUGCAACAAGAGCAAGAAGCGUCAGAAUCUGAAUCAGACGACGAAUCUGAUAGCUCUGGUAGUUCCGUUACAGGGUCAGCUAGUUCAGAAUCAGAUCCAUCAAGUUCAGAUGAGAGUGAAAGGGAUGACAGACACAGGAAGCGGAGGAGGAGAGACUAAGGGAAUGUUAUGAUGUGCAAUAGAUAUUAGGGUUUGAUGUUUGCCAUUUGUAGUAUUUCGAAUCAACUUGUUUUCACAUUCUGUAAAAUUUUGGAUCGAUAUGAAUUUAGCAUAUACUAAUUUUGUCUUUUCUCUCUCUCGAGUGGGGGAAGGGGCUUAAUUUCAGGAACAAUGCAACUCUAGAGGCUUAUCAUUCUACUACUGUUAGUUUUGUGUAUGGAAGUUUAUUUUAUCCACUUCUCUGGGAGUUUGUAUAACUUUUGAGCUUAAAUGCGUCAAACAUUUUUCAUAGUCAAUUUACAAUACAGUUUGAGAAAAUAAUCAAAUUUGUGCA